AGUUCAUUUUCCUCCUUUGCGACCAACUGGAGCUCCACCCGUUCACCAGAUAUCAGGCAGUGGAGAUCCUGGAAAGGUUCAUGAUCCGAUACAUCGAAAAGCUCCGUUCGUCCCCGCAGCGAGAUUCCGACAAAAGAAAAUUGGAACAGUGCGGUUGGGGUUUGUUGCAGGUCAAAAUGCGCGAUCAUUUCAUUCUGCGGAUCAUGUCUUGCGUUCAGAUAGCGAGCAAGCUCUCGUUCCAUUAUCAGAUUGUCAAUAAUGCUAUCGCCCUGAAGUUCCUGCAGUCUCUGGGUUAUUCCUAUAAAAAGGAAGAUAUUCUCAACUCGGAGCUUCUCAUCCUCAAGACGCUGAGCUUUGAAGUGAACAUUCCCUCGCCCUUCACUCACACCGAGACCUUGCUGGAAGUCAUGGGGUACAAUGAUCCAUCUGUCCCAGUGAAAUACCUGCACAGUAUCUCCUUGACAGUGCUGAAAUAUGUUUACCUCACGAGAAACACCAUCUACGAAAACCUACUAAAGAUUGCCAUCGAGAAUUCCUCCCCCAGCGAUCUCCAAAAAGCCAAAUUUGUGUCUGUAAAAGAAGACUGUAUGCUUCUCGCUGUUGGUGUCAUUGGAGCAAGCGCAUUCAUACUGAACUACACACCUUGGGACAAGGUCAUGGAGCAGUUGGCCUCCAUUAGUGGGGUGACCGAAGAGAGCAUCUCUGAGUUUUCUCAAGUUAUAUUAAGGCAGAUACUCGCAGGAGCGAGCUACGCACAAUAACUUCCACCACAAGUUUGCUGGAGGCGUAACCAGGAUUGUAGUGAUCUAACAGAUACCAAUCUACAGCACUUAAGACUACCUCGCUGGGCAUAUUUACUGUAGUGUUUAAACAACUAAGUAAAACAAAAUUGUAUCCUAUUGUACAUAGAUAUGAUAUCCCGCUACUUAAGUCACGUCCACUUAAUUACUAUAAAAAUACUCGUUAUUAAAACAUUGCAAUUC
Messenger RNA from Callorhinchus milii (elephant shark), 983 nucleotides. RefSeq names its product cyclin N-terminal domain containing 1 (gene cntd1). The record is from RefSeq and is a predicted model, not a curated record. Gene Ontology annotation, cellular component: site of double-strand break. Lineage: Eukaryota; Metazoa; Chordata; Chondrichthyes; Chimaeriformes; Callorhinchidae. Gene Ontology annotation, biological process: reciprocal meiotic recombination.